ACCCAGAGAGGACGCAAGCCUGGGCUCAGAGUGAGUCUGUGAGGUGCAGAGACAGGGGCUGCCAUAUGAGGUAAGAAAUGGAGGUCUUUCAAAUCUCAUGGGCAAUGAGAUGCCACCAAGGUUUUUGAGAGGAAUGACUUUUCAAAGCCAACAUUUAUCAGGAGGCUGAAGGAAGAUUCUGUGAGUUUGAGAGCAUUGUGAGCUACAGCGUUGAGAACUUUGUCUACAAACAAGCAAGCAGUCUCAGCAUUUUGGAAAGUUCAGUCAGAUACGUUCUGACUUGUAGCUGGUAAGGGUUGGGGCAGGAGACAAAUCUCAAACAAGCCCACCGUGCUUACUGAGUGUGCUGGAGUAAGUCACUGGGUCUCUGAACUCUAGACUCCUGGUUUGGGUGACAGGGAGGGGCAAGGGAGAAAUAAGGAAAGAAACAUAACUGCUCAUCUGCCUUGAGGCUGCGUCCUUAAGGGGAGGAGUCAAGGAAUACAGAAGACUUUCUGGCACAUGCCACCAAGUGAGGGCAUUUCUAAUCACACCCCGAGUCAAGAACACACGCUUCUGGUUUCCUGCUGGUGGCUGCCCCAGCAGUUCUUAGGAACCCUGCCUUCCUGUUGGGUUGGCCAACACAGCAGGCACCUGAGCUCACCUGAGAACUGGCGAUGUGUGUGCUGCUCUCUCUGCUACUGCUGGCCUCUGUCUUCUCACUAGGCCAGACCACAUGGGGAGUCUCCAGCCCCAAGGAUGUGCAGGGCUUGAAGGGCUCUUGCCUGCUCAUUCCCUGCAUCUUCAGCUUCCCUGCCAAUGUAGAGGUUCCUGAUGGCAUCACGGCCAUCUGGUACUAUGACUACUCAGGCAAGCGGCAGGUGGUGAGCCACUCGGGGGACCACACACUGGUGGCGGAGCGCUUCAGGGGCCGAGCCGAACUGAUGGGGAACAUGGACCACAAGGUGUGCAACCUGAUGCUCAGAGACCUGCAGCUUGAGGACUCCGGCACCUACAACUUCCGCUUCGAGAUCAGUGAGGGCAACCGCUGGUCGGAUGUCAGAGGCACCAAGAUCACUGUGACAAAGGACCCCAGCGCUCCCACUAUUACCGGCCCGAAGGAGCUGCGUGAGGGCAUGGAGGCGAACUUCAAUUGCUCCACGCCCUACGUGUGCCUACAGGAGAAGGCCAGCCUGAAGUGGGAAGGCCAUGACCCUACUAAUUCUGUCAUCUCCAGUUACCAAAGCCUCGAGCCCACUGGCGUCGGUCACCAGGAGACCCUACAUACGGUCUUAUCCUGGCAGGACCAUGGCCGGACCCUGCGCUGCCAGUUCUCGAUGGCCAUGCUCAGAAGUGAGAAAGAGCUUUUCCUCCAAGUGCAGCAUGCCCCCAAAGGUGUGGAGGUUCUCCUCAGCUCCUCAGGAAAGAACGUCCUUCCGGGGGAUCUAGUCACUCUCACCUGCCAAGUGAACAGCAGCUACCCUGCCGUCAGUUCUGUGCAGUGGUUCAAGGAUGGAGUGAGCCUUGGAGCAGACGGCCGUGUCCUGCAGCUGUCUGCAGCGGGCUGGAACGAUUCCGGGGUCUACACCUGUCAAGCAACGAAUAGCGUGGGCUCGACGGUGUCACCCCCCGUCAGCCUCCACGUUUUCAUGGUUGAGGUCAAAAUGAGCCCAGCUGGGCCCAUCGUGGAAAACGAGACAGUGACACUGCUCUGCAGCAUCCCCAAGGAGGCACCCCAGGAGCUCCGCUACAGCUGGUACAAGAACCACAUUCUUCUGGAAGAUGCCCAGGCCCCCGCUUUACACCUGCCUGCAGUCACCAGGGCCAAUACCGGCUUCUAUUUCUGUGAGGUGCAGAACGCCCAGGGCCGUGAGCGCUCCGGCCCAGUGAGUGUGGUGGUCAGAUACCGGCCCCUUACUCCAGUCCUGACUACCUUCCUGGAUACACAGGCUGGGCUUGUGGGCAUCUUCCAUUGCUCUGUGAUCAGUGAGCCCCUGGCCACACUGGUACUGUCACAUGGAGGCCUCACACUGGCCUCCAGCUCCGGAGAAAAUGACUUCAACCCUCGCUUCAGCAUUUCCUCUGCCCCCAACUCCCUGCGCCUAGAGAUCCGAGACUUGCAGCCAGAGGACAGUGGGGAGUACACAUGUUCCGCCACCAACUCCCUUGGAAAUGCAACUUCCAGCCUGGACUUCCGUGCUAACGUGGCCCGACUCCUCAUCAGCCCUUCAGCACAGGUUGUGGAAGGACAGGCAGUGACUCUGAGCUGCAGGAGUGGCCUGAGCCUAGCAUUUGACACUCGCUUUUCCUGGUACCUGAAUGGAGCACUACUUCUUGAGGGAUCCAGCAACACCCUCCUGCUUCCUGCAGCUUCCAGCACGGAUGCUGGCUCCUACUACUGUAGAACGCAGGCUGGCCCCAGCACCAGCGGCCCCUCCCGGCCUGCUAUCCUCACUGUGUUCUAUCCCCCAAGAAAGCCCACAUUCACUGCCAGGCUGGAUUUGGACACCCCUGGUGUUGGGGCUGGACGGCGUGGCCUCCUCUUGUGCCAAGUGGACAGCGACCCCCCAGCCCAGCUACGGCUUCUCCAUAAGGGCCACGUUGUGGCCACUUCUCUGCCAUCAAAGGGUGGGUGCUGCUCCCCACGUACAAAGGUCAGCAGAGCCUCCAACUCACUGCGUGUGGAGAUCCAGAACCCGGUGUUCGAGGACGAGGGCGUAUACCUGUGUGAGGCUAGCAACACAUUGGGCAACUCCUCUGCCUCAGCCACCUUCAACGCUAAGGCUACUGUCCUGGCCAUCACACCGUCGGACACACUGCGCGAGGGCACAGAGGCCAACCUAACCUGCAAUGUGAGCCAGGAAGUUGCUGUCGGCCCUGCCAACUUCUCCUGGUUCCGGAAUGGAGUGCUGUGGACCGAGGGACCACUGGAGACUAUAAGGCUGCGGCCCGUGGCCAGGACUGAUGCUGCCGUCUAUGCCUGCCGCCUCCUCGCUGAAGAUGGGGCUCAGCUCUCAGCUCCUGUGGUCCUAAGUGUGCUAUAUGCCCCAGAGCCUCCAAAGCUGUCAGCCCUCCUGGACGUGGGUCAGGGCCACAUGGCUGUGUUCAUCUGCACUGUGGACAGCCGUCCCCUGGCUCACCUGUCUCUAUUCCGUGGGGAGCACCUCCUGGCCACCAACUUGGAACCCCAGCGUCCAUCCCACGGCAGGAUCCAGGCCAAGGCCACAGCCAACUCCCUGAAGCUAGAGGUUCAAGAACUAGGUCUUGAGGAUUCAGGAAGCUACCACUGUGAGGCCACAAAUGUUCUCGGAUCAGCCAACAGUUCACUCUUCUUCCAGGUCAGAGGGGCCUGGGUUCAGGUUUCACCAUCACCUGAGCUCAAGGAGGGCCAAGCUGUGGUUCUGAGCUGCCAGGUGCCCUUGGGGGUCCCCGAGGGGACCUCAUACCAGUGGUAUCAGGAUGGCCGGCCCCUUCCGGAGUCAACCUCAUCCACACUCCGCAUUGCAGCCAUAAGUCCGAGGCAAGCUGGUGCCUACCAUUGCCAAGCUCAGGCUCCAGACGCAGCUACUGCCAGCCUGGCUGCCCCUGUCAGCCUCCAUGUGUCCUACGCCCCACGCCAGGCCACACUCAGCGCCCUGCUAAGCACAAGCCCUGCACGGUUCGGCCUCCUGGUGUGCAAUGUACUCAGUGACCCUCCAGCUCAGCUGCGGCUGUUUCACCGGAACCGCCUUGUGGCCUCUACCCUACAAGGCCCAGAGGAACUGGCGAGCAGUGACCCCCGGCUGCACGUGACUGUGAGCUCCAACGAAUUGCGCCUGAAGAUCCACUUUACAGGGCUGGAGGACGAUGGCACCUAUUCCUGUGAGGCCACCAACACACUGGGCCAGGCCUCUGCUACAGCUGACUUCGAUGCUCAGGCUGUGCGCGUGACGGCGUGGCCCAAUGCCACUGUGCAGGAGGGGCAGCUGGUGAACCUGACAUGCUUGGUAUGGACCAGCGAGCAGGCCCCACUCAGCUACACAUGGUACAAGGGUGGGCAACGGCUCCUUGGUGCCCGUUCCAUCUCCCUGCCCAAUGUCACAGUCCUAGAUGCUACCUCCUACCGCUGUGGUGUGGGGCUCCCUGGCCAGGCACCUCAUCUCUCCAGACCUGUCACCCUGGAUGUCCUCUAUCCUCCCCGAAGCCUGCGGCUGACCUACCUCCUAGAGACCCAAGGCAGGCGGCUGGUCCUGGUUCUAUGUACUGUGGAUAGUCGCCCACCUGCCCAGCUAGCUCUCAGCCGUGGUGGCCACCUUCUAGCCUCUUCAACGGAAGCCUCUGUCCCUAACACCCUGCGCCUAGAGCUUCGGGACCCAAGGCCUAGCGAUGAGGGUCUCUAUAGCUGCUCUGCCCACAGCCCAUUGGGCAAGGCCAACACAUCCCUGGAGCUUCGGCUAGAAGGUGUACAAGUAGUGAUGGACCCCUCUGCUAUGGUGCCCGAGGGGACGCCUGUGACAGUGACCUGCGAGGAUCCUGCUGCACUCCCACCCACCCUCUACGCCUGGUUUCACAACGGCCGUUGGCUUCAGGAGGGACCAGCUUCCUCACUCCAGUUCCUGGCGACUACACGGGCUCAUGCCGGCGCCUACUUUUGCCAGGUGCAUGAUAAUCAGGGCAUGCGCAGCUCCCGACCCGCCACCCUGCAAGUUCUCUAUGCCCCUCGGGAUGCUGUCCUGUCUUCCUUCCGGGACUCGAGGACCAGGCUCAUGGUCGUGAUACAGUGCACUGUGGACAGUGAACCACCCGCUGAGCUGGUCCUAUCCCACAAUGGCAAAGUGCUGGCUGCCAGUCGUGAGCUUCACAGCUCUGCAUCAGGGACGGGUCACAUCCAGGUAGCCCGAAAUGCUCUUCGACUGCAGGUGCAAGGUUUGACUGGAGGUGAUGACAACACCUAUGUUUGUACAGCCCGAAAUGCACUGGGCUCCAUCAGUACCACCCAGAGGCUCCCAAAGGAGACUGAUAUACAUGUGGUGGCUGAGCCAGGCUUGGAUGUUCCAGAGGGCAUAGCCCUGAACCUAAGCUGUCAUCUCCCUGGGGGCUCCAAGCCCAUGGGCAACUCUACUGUCACUUGGUACUGGAAUCGCCAUCUGUUACAUACAGAUCCUACACCCAUGCUCUCCUUCACCCAUGUGACCCGGGCUCAGGCUGGACUGUACCACUGCAGGGCUGAACUCCCCACUGGGGUCACAACCUCUGCUCCUGUCAUGCUCCGUGUCCUGUAUCCUCCCAAGACACCCACUCUGACAGCGUUUGUGGAGCCUCAGGGUGGCCUCCAGGGCAUCCUCGACUGUAGAGUGGACAGCGAGCCCCUGGCCAGCCUCACCCUCCACCUGGGCAGUCAACUAGUAGCCUCCAACCAACCCCAGGGCAUUCCCACCCAGCCACACAUUCACGUCUCUGCCUCCCCUAAUGCCUUGAGACUGGACAUAGUGGAACUCGGACCCAGCAACCGGGGGGAGUAUGUGUGCACUGCCUCCAACGUCCUGGGCUCUGCCUCAGCUUCGGCCUACUUUGGGACCACAGCCUUGCACCGACUACAGCUGCUCCAGCGGUUGCUCUGGGUCCUGGCAUUUCUGGUGGGCUUUCUGUGCCUGCUGCUGGGCCUAGGAGCCUGGCACACAUGGAGAAAGAGGCAUUCUCAUAAGAUGAAUGUGAAGGAGAAUUCAGCAGAGAUGGCCACUCAUAAAGAUACUAUGCAGAUGACCUCUUCCUAGGACAAGUCGGUGUGGGACCCUCUGUGACCCAGGUUUUCUUUAUGGGAAGCUCCUAGCACUGGAUGCAGCCACCCAUGGAAUGUCAUCAUGAGCUGGUGGAUGACUUAUCGGCCCUCAGGAGGAGGUGGCUGCCACUGUCUGACAACUCAGGUGUUGUGAAAAUGUCCUGCCUACCUCUGUACAGGUAACACAGUAGCAUCCGACUUUCUGUGACCUGCCUUCCAAGCCUCUUGCUCCUAAGCAAAUCUGAUGGAGAGAGGUGAAGUGGAGGUCAACCUGCUGCCUCCAGGGCCCUGAGACUGAGCCAGCCAUGCUGCCCACGCUUCUCUGUGAAGCUUUCCUCUGUGUCCCUUUGCCUCUUUCUCUUCAAAGGCCACCUUGGACUUUCUUGAUUGGCUAGAACAGCAUCUGGGCCCUCACGGACUUGCUACGAUACUCUGUACCAGACAGAUUAUAAGUCAAGCUGUUUUAACAGAGACCGAAUACAGUGACUUGAGGGUGACAGAGUUUUAUUUUUCUCUCCUAUUCUGGCUAUGCUAUGGUGGAAUAAGACAUUGGGGCUCAGAAUCUUGCUCUUCUCCAUCUCCCAAAUGUUGCCUUUGAUUAUGAAGCUUGGGUGAUUGUGGUGGGCUUGGUCCUACAGUGAGAAGGAAGAGUGGAGUGAAGGCCGCCCCUGUUCCCAUGCUCCACAGAAAGGGAGAGUACAGCUGUCGACUCUACUCACUUCUCAUCAGCUACAAUUUGGUCACAUAGACACACUGCUGAAAGGGAGCCUGGGAAAUGUACUUUUUAUUCCGAGUCUUGACUACAUUUGGAACCUGUAUUUCUCAAAGACCCCAACAAUAGACUCAGACCUAGGACUUUUGACAUUACAGAGAGUGCCAUUGUCAAGCUAGGCUCUGGUUCAGUCCCUGGAUGUUCUGGUUCUGAGUUUCCUGAAAGGAGCAAUCCCUCUUAUAUAAUAAAACUGAGGAAACCAA
Messenger RNA from Mesocricetus auratus (golden hamster), 6712 nucleotides. It is a transcript of the gene Siglec1, whose product is annotated as sialic acid binding Ig like lectin 1. The transcript has 22 exons. NCBI's taxonomy places the organism in Eukaryota, Metazoa, Chordata, Mammalia, Rodentia, Cricetidae. The coding region runs from base 657 to 5732 and encodes 1691 amino acids. The record is from RefSeq and is a predicted model, not a curated record.